This is a messenger RNA of Penicilliopsis zonata CBS 506.65, 580 nucleotides long. RefSeq lists its product as hypothetical. The coding region runs from base 40 to 390 and encodes 116 amino acids. The record is from RefSeq and is a predicted model, not a curated record. The transcript has 3 exons. NCBI's taxonomy places the organism in Eukaryota, Fungi, Ascomycota, Eurotiomycetes, Eurotiales, Aspergillaceae.
GGACAGGAUUCCUUAUAUUCUCUUAAUCACAUCUUCAAUAUGCAUCUCUCUACUGUGUCGUUUUUCCUGGCCCUUGCCAGUGGCGCCGUUGCCAAUCUGCACGACAUGGCAGUGUGCGUGGUUGAUCGUGAAGAAUACUAUGUUGCCCCCGUUGGCGGUAUCGGAACCAGCUACAGCUGGUCCAAAGACUACACGAUCGACACCACCGCGACCGAGUGCGCGUGCAACUACUACAAGGCGCGCAACACGGGCGACAAGCAGUGGGACAAGUGCCCCGAUUGCACCUUUGACGGAACCUACUGUAACUCUGCUGGGUGGCACAUUGGUGGCGACGAGAUGAACUAUUACUGCAAGGAUCUGUGCCAUGCAGAAGGCUCCGAGGCCAACUAGUUGAACGUCGGCGCUAUGUACUAUUAUAUAUGCUAAUUCUUAUGUUCAUGAUCAUAUUAGACGGUAUUUUGGCAUAUAAGAUAGGAGGGAUAAUAUACUGUAGUGUUUUGCCUUGACAAGACUGAUAAGGUAAAACAAGGAAUUAUAGAUAGUGAAGACAGACAAUGACAUAAUGGUACAUUCCUGCGAG